AUGGAGAAUGGAGAACAAGGGUCUGAAAUAUCAGCACUAGGAGCUGGGGAGAGAGGGGCGGAGAGGGAGCGAACCUCUCAGUAUGCAGCAGGCAGCCGGGGCUCUCUAUAUAAAGCUCGGGUCUCGGGUCUGACGGAGGGAAGAGGCCCGGCUGGCCCGCGAGCUGGCAGCCGCCUUCUGCUCGGCCCCGCCGCGCCAUGGAAACCGGGGAGCCCUCAGCGAGCGGAGCCGGCGACCCGCAGACCGGCAGGCUUCUGGAGACCGUGGGUUGACGCCAGAGGCUACAAGGAGGAGGGGGCGCCGCAGCCCCCGGCGGAGGCGAUGCCGGACGGCCCCGGGGUGACCGAAGCCUCAGGAAAGCUUUCCCAGUACAGACACCCAGUCAGACUAUUUUGGCCAAAAUCAAAGUGUUAUGAUUACUUAUAUCAAGAAGCAGAAGCUCUUCUGAAAAAUUUUCCAAUUCAAGCCACAAUUUCAUUUUAUGAAGAUUCUGAUAGUGAAGAUGAUAUUGAGGAGCUGAUCUGUGAAAAUUAA
Molecule: messenger RNA, 534 nt
Organism: Odobenus rosmarus divergens (Pacific walrus)
Lineage: Eukaryota; Metazoa; Chordata; Mammalia; Carnivora; Odobenidae
Gene: RIPPLY2
Product: ripply2 homolog (zebrafish)
Exons: 5
Coding region: 1-534 (177 amino acids)
Biological process (GO): embryonic pattern specification; negative regulation of transcription by RNA polymerase II
Cellular component (GO): nucleus
Source: RefSeq, a predicted model, not a curated record